Messenger RNA from Seminavis robusta, 606 nucleotides. The record is from the annotation of a GenBank genome assembly. NCBI's taxonomy places the organism in Eukaryota, Bacillariophyta, Bacillariophyceae, Naviculales, Naviculaceae.
AUGGUGUAUCAACAACGCGAAGGUCACGUGCAUGUGCCAUUGAGGCAUGUGGAAGAAGACGGAUGGCAUUUGGGAGAAUGGUUGUCGGAACAACGGCGUGCGUACAAACAACAACGACUUUCUGCGACAUAUGCCGUUCGCCUCCAACAAGCCGGAGUGGCAUGGGAUCUGCAACAACAACAUUGGAAUGACAUGUUUACACGCCUACAAGAAUUUCGUCAAAAACACGGCCAUUUUCCACGGCAACAACAACACCACGACGCCAAACUCGGGAGUUGGCUCAAUACGCAACGCGCCGCCAUGCGAAAUGGCAAAAUGAGCUUGAAUCGUCGUGCCAAAUUGGAAGCUUUGGGCGUCGCGUGGAAUCAGCACCAUCAAACGUGGAACGACAUGGUGGCAUUGCUGGAAGAAUAUCAGCAACGACACGGACACGUCCAAGUUCCGUUACGGCAUGUGGAACAGGGCCGCAAGUUGGGAACGUGGUGGGCCAGUCAACGCAAAUUUCUCAAAAAGGGAACCAUGACACCCGAGCGACGAAAACGAUUGGAGCCAUUACUACUCAUUGGAAAUAUUACUAUUACUACUACUACUACUGCGACCACCUAA